Trichoderma aggressivum f. europaeum is the source of this 1065-nucleotide messenger RNA. RefSeq lists its product as uncharacterized. The record is from RefSeq and is a predicted model, not a curated record. Lineage: Eukaryota; Fungi; Ascomycota; Sordariomycetes; Hypocreales; Hypocreaceae. The transcript has 2 exons. The coding region runs from base 1 to 1065 and encodes 354 amino acids. Gene Ontology annotation, molecular function: acyltransferase activity, transferring groups other than amino-acyl groups.
AUGGAGGAAGCUCAACGCCUCGUGGGUGUGCGCGAGCUGGAUCUCGCCAACUACGGGCCAGUCUCUGUGGUGGACAGAAUUAAUCUCGUGCAGGGCUUGAGAACAAGUGCCGCCUUCUUCACAUUUCUGCGAGCAAAUCUUGCUCUCAGUGCUACAUCACCAUCGUCACCUAUUUCCUCUUAUGCGCCAACGCCAUACCUCGAGCCUUAUUCGCAUCACCAGUUUCCCAUCCCACCGUCUCCUUCGCCUCUCAGCUCCUCGACGUCCUUCUCAGACUCUCACUCCUACACUGGUGCCGAUGCCUCUGCUCCUCUUGACCCUCUCGAUGAUGUUCCUCCUCUGUCCCUGGAGCCGCUGCUCACCUACGAUGACAAAGUCGCUGGCCUCAAUCUCAUUGCCGACUCGAUAGCGCAGAUGAAACAGCGGGCUGCUCACUCCAUGGUCUUUCACCCCCUAUGCAUGGGCAUCCUGUUCAUGGCAUGGGCCGGCAUCUAUCGCUGGUCGUAUGUCCCCUCAACCGAGGAUCCCAGCAUGGCUCUCCUGCUCUCAUGCGGUGUAACCAUGACCUAUCUCACUGCUAUACGCUACUUUACAGACGGCUACGUAAAGCUCGCCGAGAACAUGCGUUGGUCGUGGCUCGAGGGGUCCGGCAGUAUCGAAGGUGAUCUCCUCAUUGGCGCGCGCUAUGGUGGCGCUUUGAUUGGAGUCCUGGUCCUCCGGCUAGAGCCUCGCUUUUCCUCCCUUUCAUCGGGGGGCAGCAAGCGCAGGAACAGGAGCAGGAGCGUGAGCUUCCGGGGAGGUAAGGGCGUUAUCCGGGCAUGGACCACACGCCUCCGGUAUCGUGGCAAGGGCAUCGGCCGAGACCUCCUCGAUGGCGCCAUCCGCAUUGUCAAGGACCGCUGCGGAAAGGAUGCCGAGGUUGGUUUUGCGCAGGAGCAUGCUAACAGCACCAUGCUACUGCCGGCCAUGUUCAACGGAGCGUUUCGUAGAGGUGAGAUUCGUGCUGCCAAGGCGCUGGAGAAGGCGUUGGAGGAGUGGGAGUCGAGCAAGAGAAAGAAGUGGUAA